UUAAACUCUAGCAAUUGGAGAAGAAGAACUCGAGAUUGACGGUGAUUGAAGCCAAGCAGUAAUUAAAGGCAAGAAGAGCAUGCAAGCAGCCUAAAGCAAGUUCGAGGUGAAGAUCCGCAAGUUUUCCGGCACCGCACGGACUGGAACAGAUGAAGCCACGAGUUGACCAAUUGUCCUUUAUGCACUUCAUCAAAAUGUUUAAGUUUUGGACUUCAUUUGGGCUAAAUUGUAUUUUGUGUCUGUAUGUAUCAGUACCCUUUGGGCUUUUCUUUAAUGCAAAGACUAUUUUUUUUUUGUUUUUGAUCAACAAUACAGUUGACCGAAUUCGGAAUUGUUUCGAUUAGACCAUCUUCAAUUGGGUUUGGAGUGUCUAAAUAUCUUGCGAUUUCGCAGAUCACUCCAUAGCCAAGUAGUCUCAUUAUUUCUCUAUUGUUUGUUAGUGUAUAACCCUUUCAUUUACGCAAAUCAAUCUUCUUUUCAAUCCUCCAUUGAUAUACGAUAAGCAAGAAGCUUUUUUCUGCAGAAAAAGUUAAAUCCAAUAACACGCAGGAGGAAGCAGCUUCCAUGGAUCUAUCACUCAACACUAAGAAUGUCUUCUCCUCAGCUCUCCGUUUCGCCAUGUCCAUUGACACGCUGAAGAACUCUCCUGAGCUUGCUCAUGAACUCAAAACCUCAGCUCAAGAGCAAGUCGAGUUCAUGCUGUCCGAAGACGAAGAGGUACGGUUACUGGUUUCUCGAGAGGAAGUUAAAUCUGUCGUGAGAUUAGGCAUCUCCAGUGUCCUAUCGGCGUUGUUAGACAGAUUAUCAUCUUUGCUUCUUCUCCCUGAAGAGUUUGAUGUUCUUAAUACGCUCUAUGAUAUUGAGUGGCUGUGCAAAGUGUUGCCGAGGAUGGAGUUGAUGAAAGAUCUCGUCUUUAAAUGGGCGGACGUGUCGAACGAGAUUCUUGUGAUUGCUCAGAACUGUAAGUUAGGUGUGAAAGUGAAGCUUGUAGAGGUUACAGGGAAGGUUUUAGAAGCGGUUGGUUAUGGUGUCGUGAUUGUUCCUUGUGGAAGCAGAGCUUGUCUUCUGAAGCUAUGGUUGCCUUUCAUAAGGAGGUUAAAGGCUCUGGUCGAUGCACAAGGAUCUGAGUCUGAGUACAGAAUGGACGAAGAUCUUUGUGAAUUCUUAGAAGGAUCGAUGGUGUCUUUGGUCUUGACAUUGCCUUCGAAUGACCAAGCAGAAGUGUUUGGGGAAUGGAUGAGAGGGAUUGCGUUGGAAGGAGUGAAGUUUCCGGAUUUGAGUGAAGCCUUUGAGGUUUGGUGUUAUAGAAGUAAGUCUGCAAAGAGACGGUUGUUGGAAAAAUGUGAUAGACUUGCAUCUGAAAACCUUGCCCAUUGAUUGAUUGUUAAUACAUCGAUCAACAACUCUGAAAGUGUAGAAGAUGUAGCUAACCAAACCAAGCUUUUUCUUCUUUAAGCUGGUCUGAUGAAUUCAGAGAGCUCGUCGAAUACAUCAGCUUUAUCUAUUCGCAGUUCACACACAAUCCCUUGACUUGACCCUCGACGAAGAUAGACUGAGAGGAGGGGAAAUCGACUAGCUAGGGAUUCAGAUUACCCUUCAUUCCUGCUCACAUAUGUUAUGUUGUAUCUUCUUUACUCUCCUUGAUUUGGUAGCGGUUUUAUUGUAUUAGGAGUGACAGAAUUCGUGGAUUAUGCUGAUUGAUUUAUGAUAUAAACCA
Molecule: messenger RNA, 1717 nt
Organism: Brassica oleracea var. oleracea
Lineage: Eukaryota; Viridiplantae; Streptophyta; Magnoliopsida; Brassicales; Brassicaceae
Product: BTB/POZ domain-containing protein At3g05675
Exons: 2
Coding region: 565-1377 (270 amino acids)
Source: RefSeq, a predicted model, not a curated record